AUGAUGAGAAAGAUUUAUUGGGACUCAAUAGUUGAAGAGAAAAUAAAGCCUAAAAUAGAAACAUUGGCGAGUUUUCACGGUAAAAGAAUUUUUGAAUUGUUAUCAUUUUUUGUCGAAGAUGUCUAUGAUAAAGAAAUAUAUAUGGAAGAAAUUAUAUAUGUUAUUGAAAAUGAAAUGACAAUUCUUUUUCAAUAGGUGCAAAUUUAAUUAACAAAAAUUUUAAGUCACUCUAGAUACACAAAUAUUUUGAAUCAAAUUGAAAAUCUCACUACAAUAUAUACCUAAGUAAUGAAAAUUGACUAUCAAAAUUAAUCAGUAGAUUGCUUCUUUUAAUAGUUUGAAGAACAUAUUGAUAAAGUCUUGAAAUCCUUAAGACAAAAUAUGUGCACUUUAAUAAUAAAGGGAAUAAUAGAUAUUGAUUAUUGGAAGGAAUAUUUGCAGAAUUUGUAAAAUAAAUUUAAAGAAAAAUAAAAGAAGGAUUCAAUCAUAUAAACUACUAAUUCUUAGGGAACAAAUAGUUCAUUUUUAUAAUAAUAGCCUGCUUAUUAAGGGAAUACUGCAGGAUUGUCGUAUCAAUAAUUAAAAGCCCAGAAAAUAACUUCAUUACAACAAGUAUAACAUACAAAUGGUAAAUUUGCAUACGAAGCAACUCUUUCUGAUGGGAAUAAAUUGCUGAUGCAUCACAAUCCAAAUAACAAUAAUGAACUAACAUUUACUAAAAAAAUUGAUGCAACUGGGAAAAAUGGAUAUUCAAAUAAAUGGGAAAAGGUAGGAGAACCAAUUAAGACUAAAUCAGUAACAGUUCAAGAAGUCUCACAAUCAAUAAAAGGUUAGAGCGAGAAAUUUAACAUGAAAGGUAUACAAGCUUAAGAAUUGAAUUAUUAAAUCUAAUAAGCCAAAAUAAAUGGAUAGAUUGGAGGCAUUAUUGCAGGAACAGUAGGAAGUUUAACAGUUGACUGUAUUUUGGAUGGAGUGGAUCAAGAAAAGUUAGUCAAAGGUCUUGCUUUUUCAACAGCAAUUUAAGGAGGAAUUAUAUAUGUUUAAAGUGUACAAUCUUUGGGAAAAUUUGUACCUUAUGUUGGUAUAGGGUUAACUACUUUGAUGACUAGUAUUUCUGUAGGUGGAGUAGUUUUGUCUGAUUUCUUAAGUUAGAGUGAAAAAACCUAUAAUUCUCUAUUUAUUGCUCUAAAAACAGGAGGAGCUAUAGGAUUGGGUUACUUAGGAAUUGAAGGUGGAAUGGCUUUAGGAGCUGCAGGAGGUCCAGUUGGAGUUGUGGUUGGCGGUAUUCUUGGAGGUUUUAUGGGAGGAGCAGGUGGUAAUUUAUUAGCAAGAGCUAUUGAUUACUAUACUUAGUUUAAUUUAGAGGUCAAAUUUACAAAGGAGAAUAAAUCUGAUGUUAAGGAUGGAUUAUUACUAUAACCAGGUAGACGUCCUGAAAUUAGAUGGAGCAAAGUUAAGGAGAAGGUGAACAGCCUCAUUCUAAUUGCAUAAACAGACUCACAUAUUGCCUGCUUAAUUACAAAUAUUAAUAAGAAUCUUGAAGUAAUUUAUUCUGAAGAAGAUAUUGGAGUUUAAUUUAAUGAAUAUAAAUAUAUAGGUCCUGAUGAUUCUUGUAAAACAAUUGCAUUUAGACUUCUGGCAACAACCGAAGAAUAUGUCAAUGAUGAAGAGAUAUUGUAACAAUUACAAUGUAAUUCAAUCUGUAUUAUUGAUAUUGCAACGGUUAAAAUUAAUUUAGGAAAUUUAGAAUGA
Messenger RNA from Paramecium tetraurelia, 1752 nucleotides. RefSeq lists its product as uncharacterized. The record is from RefSeq and is a predicted model, not a curated record. NCBI's taxonomy places the organism in Eukaryota, Ciliophora, Oligohymenophorea, Peniculida, Parameciidae. The transcript has a single exon.